Podarcis muralis (Common wall lizard) is the source of this 8671-nucleotide messenger RNA. It is a transcript of the gene ZCCHC24, whose product is annotated as zinc finger CCHC-type containing 24. NCBI's taxonomy places the organism in Eukaryota, Metazoa, Chordata, Lepidosauria, Squamata, Lacertidae. The record is from RefSeq and is a predicted model, not a curated record. Gene Ontology annotation, molecular function: nucleic acid binding; zinc ion binding.
UACAGGCAGCCCCGACGAGUUUGCUGAAUAACUCAAGGCGCCCUUCCCCUCCAGCAGGGAGACUAAGGGAGUGAGAAUAAAGACAGAUAGCGGAUCGAGCCGCGGGAAGGAGAGGAAGGAGGGAGGGGGGGCGGAAAGCCAAAGAAAGUUUCUGCCUAACUUUGCUAUUGCUGCUGCCACCGCAGAUCAGCAGCUAUGCUGGGGGUGGACGGCGUGCUGGAGCUUGGAGGGCUCAGAUCGCCUUAGGAAAGGCAGGAAGGGGGGGAAAGGGAGCUGGAAAGAUUCAGGGCGCAAGGAAAACGGAGAGGAGCCCCCCUCCCUCCCUUCUCCCCCACCCCCUCUGGUCGGGGCCCACGAGGAAGCCGUCCAGGGUAGCAAAAGUCCCCCGCGGGGAGGAGGAGGAAAGUUGAUCCAGCGAGGGAGGGGAGGGGAGGGGGAAAGACCAUCUCCGAGUGGGGCAGCUUCGGGUGGGCAAGGAUGAGCCUCUUGUCAGCCAUCGACACCAGCGCUGCCUCCGUCUACCAGCCCGCGCAGCUGCUCAACUGGGUCUAUCUGUCCCUGCAAGACACGCACCAGGCCAGCGCCUUCGAUGCCUUCCGACCGGAGCCUUCGUCGUCUCAGCACCCGGAGCUGAGCUACCCCAGCAAGAGCAGCGCCGAGCUGGGCUCCUCCCUCAGCUCCAGCUAUCUUAACAGCUUCUUCCAGCUCCAAAGGAACGAGGCACUGAGCAGCAGCCUCUAUAAGAGUGCCUCUCCCUAUGGCUCCCUUAAUAACAUAGUAGACGGCUUGAGCUCCCUCACUGAACAUUUCUCCGACAUAUCCCUCUCCUCAGAAGCCAGAAAGCCCAGCAAGAGACCACCGCCCAACUACCUGUGCCAUCUUUGUUUCAACAAGGGACACUACAUCAAGGACUGCCCACAGGCACGUCCAAAAGGAGAAGGCCUGACACCGUACCAGGGGAAAAAACGCUGCUUUGGUGAAUACAAAUGCCCCAAGUGCAAGAGAAAAUGGAUGAGUGGAAACUCCUGGGCCAACAUGGGACAAGAAUGUAUCAAGUGCCACAUCAAUGUGUAUCCUCACAAGCAGAGACCCUUGGAAAAGCCCGACGGCCUGGAUGUUUCUGAUCAAAGUAAAGAACACCCUCAGCAUCUCUGUGAGAAAUGUAAAGUGUUGGGGUACUACUGCCGCCGUGUGCAAUAAAUCAACACAGGGAUCACCUCUGCCACCACGUUUUUACAUCCUCUGGCAGCAGUCAAAAGGAAAGAGGAGGGGAGGAAAAAAGAACAUCAGACAAGAACCCCAAGCAUCACCAAUAUUGCCUAUCAACAAACUAAUAAUACGCCUUACCUUUAAUAGAAUGUAACCCUUUUCCUGUGUAUGUGUAUACGUGCAAGUUGUAUUUAUAGGACUAUGGUGUGUUUAUAUAUAUAUAUAUGAAACAGAUGUUACUGAUGUAGGGCACAAAUUGUCAAGCGCUGCUGCUGCUGUACUGCCGUCAUCCUUUCCUGUGAGUCUUGCAUAACAGCCUCACACAAGCCAGAUUAAAACAGGUGGGGUGGUGGUUGUGCAGUAGCAGUUUUUGCUGGACUGUGCCCAUCAUGUUCAUGAUGAAAUCACCGACGUGGUUUCUGUUGAUUGUUUACACAGUUCCAAUAUCCUGCCCAGGUGAAACAGUAUUGUUUGUCAAGAGAGGUAUAUAAUAACGUCAUGGCUUUUGCAGGCAUUAGACAAAAUGGGUGGAAAUGUUAAAUGUGGGUUCUAGCCAAUGCCACAAACUAUAUAUUUUUCUAAUACAAUGAGGGCUAAGCUAGAAAAAGGUGUGCAUGUGCGUGUGUGUGGGAGGGGGAAUGUUCAUUUUCCUUGACUUUAGGGUUGGUCUGAGAGUUGCAUCUGAUUGCUUGCUUUCCAAGAGUCCAGGGCCACUGAAAUGAGACUUUUGGUAGGCUUUUGAUUAAUAGAAUCUUGAGGGUUAAAAAGAACAAGUGAAUAAUUGUUUGAGGGAGUGUUUUGCAUGGAAGUAUAAUGGUAGAACAGGAAGGGUCGAUCAGGAAUUCAUCUUUCUUAGCCAGUAGUCUUAAGCAUGCUUCCUCAGAAGAAGUUCCACUGAAAUCUAUAAGGCUACUUUUGAGCAAAUGUGCUUAGGAUGCAUUUGUUGUUUCAGGGCGUUGUUGACCAAUACCGUUCCCUUGUCACAAUUUCUAAAGCUUCUCCUUCCUUUCUUUAUGUACUUGCUAUGCAAGUGGUGGCUGAAAUUCCUACUGUUGUGAAUGCCACAUAACCAACCACCUUAUAUAGCCAACACGAUAAAUUCAACUUUUUUUAUCUCACCAUAGCAGGCUAUCCCUAGCCCUCCCUGCCCCAUUAUAAUUCUCAUUCACAUACUCUGUAGUGCAGUUAGAUUUUUCCUGCAGUGAAAUGAGGUGUCACUAACUGAUCUGCUCACACACUAUGUUCAAGAUGUACGUACUCUCCACAUCUAAAGACACACAUCAGCUCCUAAACAAUAGAUAGUGGGGGCUUCCCCAUAACCCUUCAGAGGUUCCUAAACAAAAAAUAUUGUUGAUGUAUUCAUUUAUGAGCUCUGUUUGAACUGUGCUUGAGCCACACAUGACUUAAAGACAGUGAUGGCGGAGGGCAGGAAUGGCUAUACACUUGGGACUUGCCAAGCAAUAUGGCACCGACAAUUUUGCCUACAUUAUAAAUGAAGGAAAUUUCAUACGUUACACCCCUCAAGUAGAUAGGGUCCACUGAAAAUUGUUGUGGCAUGGUGGUACUCUGCACAAAGCAUGUUUGUAAUCAAGCUCAUCACAAAAAGGCGCAUGCGGAGCAAUGUAAUAGUUCAGAAGCUCUCCAUGUUCGCAACAGCAGACCCUAUGAUUUUGCAAAAUGGUUAUGGAGAAUCCUCAUGUGCCACUACGCCAAAGAUUUUUGGUGGGGGCCAUAACGCCUUAAUCAGCCUUGAGCUUAGAACAGCAAAAAAGCAUGAUGGGAGUUUGGAACAAGGAACACCUCAUUCACUUGCUUUCAUCGCUGCUUAUAAGCUUCUAUGUGGCCUACUUUUUGUUACACAUAAGACCAAAAAAAGCUCAAUCACAAGACUGAGCACCUAAACUGUUUAGAAUACCCAAACCAUAUUGCAUGCCGUUACAGGGUUGCUACUUCAACAUCAUUGCAGAAUAUAUGCCAGUACAAAUAUUUAGGACCAGGGUGGGCAGAGGUAAAUUUACUGUGAAUCAUGGGAGACGUAUUCUCCAUACCUUAACUGAAAAUAUAUAUAUACUUGGGCCUACUUAUUGUGUAUUCAGUGACACUUUCAGGAAACAACUACACCAAUUUCCUAUUAAAUAUCAAAUAAUAUAUCUUAAGUAGCCAUAGGGAUAUCAUAGGAAUGCAUAAAGGAAAUUCCAUUGCAAAGCUGUCCCUUCUUCCUAUCUUCCAAAACUUUACUAUAUUAGUUUAGGGGAAAUGUAAUAAUUGCACCAAGUGAGAGAAUUUUCAAGUGUUAUUUGUGAAGCAGAUAUAUUAUUGGAGCUGCUCUAACUCCUUUCUGUAUUAUGUAUUAAAUUUAAGAGCAGGGAUAAAGCAGUGACUGGACCAUUUGCCUACACAACCUGUUUCUACAGAGAAUGACAGGUGGACUGUGGCUCUGGGUAAUAUUCACUUGAGAUGAUCUUCAACGGGGAUGUUUUGGUUCCUGGCAAAGCAGGAUCAUUUCUGGGUCAAAUCAUCUCAUGUCAGAUCAGCUAGGGAUGAUGCCAUGUUAUCCAUAAACACUUGCGGUGAGUAUUUCUAUCAGCAGUAGCAGUGAAGUGCUUCACUGAUUAUCAUCAUGUAUAAGAAAACAAUGCUUAAAAGAUGUUUCACAUCUGGAACCCAGUAGGGUAAUAGUGGGCUGCAGGGCAAAGAGAGUUUGGGCAGAUCGUCAACCAUCAUUGCAGUGGUCCAGAAGCUCAGGCUCCUUCCAUUCCCGUGGUAAACACAGGAAUUUGUCUUAUGCUGAGUCAGUCUGGCAGCAACGCUCAAGGAUCUCAGGCAGUAAACACUUUCCUCCAGACUUCUGCAUAUCUCCUACCACUGAGCUAUGGUCCCACCUGUGGGAUGUGGGCCUAAAGGCAGACAGUGGUUUUGAAGAGCAUUGAAAGUGCUACGGUGGAGGUGUCUUUUUCACUGUUACCUUGGCCAAAGUGAUGUUGCAGGUUUCUGAAGCACUAUGAAACCUGCCAAACCUCUUUAACAAAACUGGAUACACCAUGAGAAAUUAUGCUUCUCAUACCGCCACCAACACUCUGAAAAUAAUUGCUGUGUAUCCUGGUUCCAUACCACAGUGGUUAGGAGCAGAGGACACAAGCACUUAAGUACAGCCACAAGCCAAUCUGAAGCUGAAUGUGGCAGAGCUCUUUAAAGAAACAGGUGCACUCUUUCUAAACCAUUAGUAGAAGCCCUAUUCCAGUAACAAAUUUCGUUGUGAACCUGUCAUGUUGUUGCCGAAAACAUAAAUUCCUUUUAUUUUCCUAAUUCCAUUAAGCAAAUAAGUCUCAUAUGGAUGGCAGGCGAUAUUCAUUCAGAAUCCGUGGAAAUUAAUUAACUUAAUUUAAAUAGUUUAUAGCAGCAUCUAGCAGCACUGCAUGUGACUGUGCCUCAGUAUCUCUGGGCUAGAUCCUGCAAUAAUGACUGAUUUUAUCAAAUUUGACAAGUCAUGAAUUCUCCCUAGGGCUCAAUAAAAUGGGUGUGACAUGAAUCACCAUGCCUACCUUCUGUGGGUAUUAUGAAUUCUGUCAAAUGCAACUGUAGAGCCAGUGUGGCUUUUGUUUUCAAAUAUAGUUCCCUGAGUGACUUAUGAGUGACUCAGUGACCACUUGAAGAUAUUGUGAUUAUACAAAAGCAAGGGAUCAGGCCAUUUCUGCAUCAGAUAUUGUUUACAUGAGCAGUUAUCCUGAGACAGAAAACCCUGAACUUCUUUAUCUACUUUGUUUACGUGAUCAAGGGGCUGAUCAAAAGCAGAAAGCAAGGAAGACUGCUCCUGUAUAAAAAGUUCUAACUUUCCUUCCAUUUCAUUGCCAGAUUAAGUGACUGUGUAAAGAACAGUACAGUGCUCAUUAUCUUGGGCAUGUGGAGGUGAGUGGUGGCAUUUAAAAACUUGAACUCUUAGUGUUAAUUCUGUUUCACUCUUGCAAGAGAGUUAACAAUAUGGUUACAAAAGAGCCAUAUGUUAUAUCAUAUACAGUAUUUCUCUUUGACCACUUAUAAAAUGUUAGCAGUAAUAUCUCCAUAUCUAAUAAGGAAAAGUGAAAUAUGAACUAAGACAGCUUGUAACUGGGAUUGCAAUGCCCAACUUUCCUCAGAAAACAAUCUGUCUCUUUUUAAGAAAUACAUUUCUAGUGCAAAUUUAGUGCUCUUACAUCACAUCCACUUGCAGAAAAUGCCAAAAAUACGCUUUGUAAACAACACACCUGGAAAAUCUAGAAGUUUAUCAGCAUGUGCUAAAAAAUAAUGGGCAGUUUGCACACUUCUUUUUUACAUAUGAAGAUAAGCCAUUCCUAUAGGUACAUGUGCAGGAUUAUUUUGACUGGGAUAUAAAGACGCUUCUAAAUUUGACUUCUUUCAGCAGCACAUAGAGCAGUCUUAAAAACCACUCUGGAGCCGCCAACCCCCCCUCUAAUAUUCAGUAGUGGCUUUUCAGGGAGUACUAAGUGCUGAUUUUGGAAGGCCCAUCUGAAAAGAUGUUGUGCAUAUUCACCCCUGUGAAUUGGCAACUCGCAGGUCUCCAGCAACUCUCCUACCAGUGCCAAUGUUAUAUUUACCUCUGGUAUGUGGGGGCACUGGCUUUCCAACAAACGUGCCAACGACAAAAUAAAAUAUAGAGAUCUAUGCAUGAAAAGUGCCAUGCUUUAUGUGUCACAGAACCACCUGCUGUUCCAUGUAACCCCUGUUUGUGUAAAAUCUUUUUGAGCCUAAUUGAUUGAACCUGGAAAUUCCAGUGAAAAUGAAAUGUGAGUUUAGGAUUAUGGAGUUAGAUUCCUCCCCCUCCCAAACUAGUUGUAACAUGAUCCAGCCAAAGCGAAGCACUUUUUAGGUCCCAUCCAUUUCAAUGGGAAAGUUAAGCACAUCAGGGGAUAGGCCAGAGCACAAACCUUAUGGGUUGCAUGCCUAAGAUUCUAGGAUAAAUAUCUGGCACCUUUAAAAAAGGGUUCUCUGAUAGCAGGGCUGAGAAAUGCCUUCACCCACCACAUUGGAGAACUACUGCCAGGCAGUCUAGAGAGCUCUUAUCUUGGUGGGCCAACUAUUUGGUUUUGUAUGAGGCAACUCCCAAAACCUGUUGUAAUCAGUGGGACUUAGAAGUGCUUACCUUUGGCUACAUGGUGCCCACUACGUUGUUCUAGACAUUAUUCAGGCUUCUGAUCAUGCAAGUGCUAAGUCAUCCUCAUGUAAACCUUGUUAAAAUUUAAGCAAGCAGAUAUCGGGUUUUAAUUCAGACUUAACGGAAUGAUCCACACUGUCAUUCUUUAAGGCAGUGUGUGUAUGUAUAUAUAUAUAUAUAUGAUCUCAGUGCCUAUCUGUUUUAUGUCUACAAAAACCACUGCCUCUGGAAGUAUUGUUGAAUGGCUGUAGCACUCAGUAAGACGACUGAAAUUGUAGCUAUACAAAUGAAGGUUUGUGUUUUCUUAGGAUGAAUAUCAAAGGGACAAUCGUGUGCAGUUAAUAGAUGUAGUCAAUUGAUAUUACUGUUUACCCCUGUUAUGAAAUAUUUUACAGUUUUACUUGCAGAUGUGUAUUUAUCUUGAGUUAUACUUGACAUAGAGUUCCUUUCUUCUUUUUAAUACUGUGUGUGUAUUUUGGGGAAAAUACUUUUUAGGUGUUUAAAUUUUUGAAUGGUUACAAAUAUUUCUUUGUAAUACUGAAUUGUUAUCUGGAAACUCUUUGCAGUAACCUUUUUUGUAUAUAUUUGAGGGCCUUUUUUUUAAAAAAAACUAUCGUUUGUUCUGUUUGGGUUUUUUAAAAAGUGUUUUUACAACUCUGAAGCUUUCAAAAAGGGCCUUGGUUUUUUUUACUAGAAUACUAACAGAGCUAAGAGUUUUCUUAAGUAUUAUACAAAAUUAAGGGUGUAUCCUCAAGAAAAUAUUUAUGGAAGGAAUUUGCUUUUUUGCUUUUGCUUUUUUCUUUUUUUUACAAUGCUUUUGUCUGUAUAAAGUAUGCAACAGAACUACAUUAAGAAGGAAAUAUUGUCUACAUAGAAUAUUAUAUGAAAGUUGGUACAUAAUUCUGACAUGAAGAAAAAAACCCCUUGCAAUUCUUUAAGCCAUAUUGUUGUUGUUUUUGUUGUUGUUUUCCUUUGGAUGAAAAUAUCAGUAUUAAGUAACCAGUAUAUUAUUCAGGUGUUUAGAACUUAUAUUAAUAUGCUUAUUUGGUUUAUUUAUAUGUGUAUUUUGAAAAGUAUUGCCUUUUUAGAGAAGCUAUAACUGAUUUGGUAAGAAUCAGAUGUUACACUAUCACUUUAUGACCUUGUGAAAGACACACUUGUUUAUAGCCCACUCCCAAAACUUAUGCUUAGGAUGGGGCUAUAAUGACUUCUAUGUCGGCACAGUUUUAUAGUAGCAUAGCAGGGACUCCGGUGCAAAGAGUUAGAUUUGAAGUGCAAAUGCUCAAAGGACUUAUUCACACAUUAUGCUUUUCAAGUGUACAUCUAGUUUUUUUAAAUAACCUACUGCAUACCUUAACAUGCAAGGGGGUAAAUGUGACAAACAUGUAACAUCAUUUAGAUUCGACAGCAGGGUUUGCUGCAGCUCCCUGGUUUUGUUGCAAUGUAAUGUGUGAAAUGAUCCAAAGAGUCCAGAUUUGGCUUUCAGAAAUUCUGUAACACGGUUAUAUUAUCUGAUUAUUAUUAUUUUCACACUAUCUCUUCAGGGUGGGUGGGUGGGAGGGGGGAGACAUUGUUUUGCUAAGGAAGGCUCACAGCAGUUUGCAAAGACUCUGUGGGAUUUGCGAUGCCAUGCUAGCAGUAAAACAAUACAGUACUAUCAAUCAGUGGCCAUAAUCAAGAAAGAGUUAGAUCGACACAAGCAUUUUGUGUUUAUUUUUUAUUUAGAAUUCAUAAAAUGAUACAAUAUGCAUGUGCACGUAUUAUAUGCAUUUUACGCUUUAUGGUUUCACAUAGCUCCAUUAUAUUAAGAUUGUUUGUGUGAUUCUUAAACCAUGCUAAAAUAGGAGAUAGGUUCAAUCCUGUACUGGGCUUGUUUUUCCUUUACAACGGUUAUUUAGAGCAGCAAUCACUACAUUGUAUAAAACUAACCCUUUUAUCAUAUUAACGCCUACCAGUUUAGAUUAGUUCAAUUACUUAUAAACUUAAAGAAAAAAACACCAUAGCUGUACCCACAGACUUCUUUUCAGUUUCAGUCAUAUAAUUUUUCUCUUCUGUAACUGGUAAUUAAUUUGUACAGCUUAAAAAUAAUAAUAAUGAUAACAUUUCUAUGGACAUAGGCCUCAGGGGUGCCAGGCUUAUUUCAGCCACGAAGGUGAUAACUGGUUAACUGGGUUGUUUAAAAGACUGUCAAACCUCUGUUGUGGAUUGUCCAUAAAAUGGCAUUCCGACAUGUGCCUUAUUUGCUGAAUAGUAUAUGGCUUGCUUUUAGCAUUAUAGCAGUUUAAUGCUGUAUUAAAAUACUGCAAAAACAAA